Molecule: messenger RNA, 5442 nt
Organism: Numida meleagris (helmeted guineafowl)
Lineage: Eukaryota; Metazoa; Chordata; Aves; Galliformes; Numididae
Gene: CLSTN1
Product: calsyntenin 1
Exons: 17
Coding region: 152-3004 (950 amino acids)
Biological process (GO): homophilic cell-cell adhesion; positive regulation of synapse assembly; positive regulation of synaptic transmission
Cellular component (GO): postsynaptic membrane; cell surface
Molecular function (GO): calcium ion binding; kinesin binding; X11-like protein binding
Source: RefSeq, a predicted model, not a curated record
CUCCCCUUCCUCCUCCUCCUCCUCCUCCUCCUCCUCGGGGCCGAGCGGAGCCCUCCGCCCGGCGCACGCAGAGCGGAGCCCGGACCAGCGGGGGCGCCACAGCCUCCCCGCAGCCGGGGCUGCGCGCUGCCCCUCGCCGCUCCGCGCUGCCAUGCCGCGCCGCCCGGGCAUGCCGCCCCUCGCCCGCUGCCUGCUGCUGCUGGCCGCGCUGCUCUGCGGAGGAGCCGGGGCCGCUCGAGUUAACAAACAUAAGCCAUGGAUUGAAGCAACGUAUCAUGGGAUAGUUACAGAAAACGACAACACAGUGCUCUUGGACCCCCCUUUAAUAGCCCUGGACAAAGAUGCACCUCUGCGUUUUGCAGGUGAGAUUUGUGGAUUUAAAAUUCAUGGGCAAAAUGUCCCCUUUGAAGCAGUGGUAGUGGAUAAAUCCACUGGUGAGGGAAUAAUACGCUCCAAAGAAAAACUGGACUGUGAGCUACAGAAGGACUACACGUUCACCAUCCAGGCCUAUGACUGUGGGAAGGGACCAGAUGGAGCAAAUGCAAAAAAAUCCCACAAAGCAACAGUACACAUUCAGGUGAACGAUGUUAAUGAGUAUUCUCCCGUGUUCAAAGAGAAGUCGUACAAGGCAUCAGUUAUUGAAGGGAAGAGGUAUGAUAACAUCCUGAGAGUGGAGGCAGUGGAUGCAGAUUGUUCACCUCAGUUCAGCCAGAUUUGCAACUAUGAAAUUGUAACUCCGGAUGUUCCCUUUUCUAUUGACAAAGACGGUUAUAUAAAAAACACAGAAAAGUUAAGCUAUGGCAAAGAGCAUCAGUAUAAAUUGACAGUAACUGCAUAUGACUGUGGGAAGAAGAGAGCUGCUGAGGAUGUACUGGUUAAAAUUAGCAUUAAGCCUACAUGCAAGCCUGGCUGGCAAGGUUGGAGCAAAAGAAUAGAAUAUGAACCUGGUACUGGUUCUUUGGCACUCUUCCCAAGCAUGCGUUUGGAGACGUGUGAUGAGCCAAUAACCUCAAUUCAGGCAACAGUUGAACUAGAAACGAAUCAUAUUGGAAAAGGCUGUGAUAGAGACACCUACUCUGAGAAAUCCAUUCACAGGCUCUGUGGUGCUGCUUCUGGCACAGCUGAACUACUUCCCUCUCCAAGUAGUGCUGCAAACUGGACGAUAGGACUUCCUACUGAUAAUGGUCAUGACAGCGACCAAGUCUUUGAGUUUAAUGGCACGCAGGCUGUGAAGAUUCCAGAUGGUGUUGUCACAGUCAAUCUAAAAGAACCCUUCAUGAUCUCAGUAUGGAUGAGACAUGGGCCUGGAACCAAAGAGAAAGAGACAAUUCUUUGCAAUUCAGACAAGACAGAUAUGAAUCGGCACCACUACACGCUGUACGUGCACAACUGCCGGCUGGUUUUCCUCUUCCGGCAAGAUCCUUCAGAGGGAAAGACAUACAAGCCUGCAGAAUUUCACUGGAAGCUGAACCAAGUUUGUGACAAAGAAUGGCAUCAUUAUGUCCUCAAUGUUGAAUUUCCUGCAGUAACGCUUUAUGUAGAUGGUGUUUCAUAUGAUCCUUUCCCAGUGACUGAAGAUUAUCCACUUCAUCCUUCAAAAAUAGAAACUCAGCUAGUAGUUGGGGCAUGUUGGCAAGGUGGUGAACUCCGCAUGGCUCAGUUCUUCCGAGGCAACCUGGCAGGUUUGAUGAUUCGUUCUGGUAAACUGGAAAACAAGAAAGUGAUAGAUUGCCUGUAUACCUGCAAGGAGGGACUGGAUUUGCAAAUUGCUGAUGGUGUUGGCAAAGGCGUGAAGAUCCACAUGAACCCCAGUCAGUCAGCACUGACCAUAGAAGGGGAUGAUAUUGACAGAGUUGAUAAGGCCAUGCAGCACAUUUCCUAUCUGAAUUCUCGCCAGUUCCCAACACCUGGAAUCCGGAGGCUUAAAAUCACCACUGCUGUCAAGUGUUUCAAUGAAGAAGCCUGUGUCUCCAUCCCUUCUGUGGAGGGAUAUGUAAUGGUCUUGCAACCAGAGGAACCAAAAAUCAGCCUUAGUGGCAUAAAUCAUUUUGCCCGGUCUGCUUCAGAGUUUGAGAGUUCUGAGGGUGUUUCCCUCUUUCCUGAGCUUCGCAUAAUAAGCACCAUUACACGGGAGGUGGAGCCAGAGGGGGAUGGGGAUGAAGAUCCUACAGUGCAAGAGUCUUUGGUUUCUGAAGAAAUCAUGCAUAACCUGGAUACGUGUGAGGUGACAGUGGUGGGAGAAGAACUAAAUCAGGAUCAAGAAAGCCUGGAGGUUGACAUGACACGAUUACAGCAGAAGGGCAUUGAGAUGAGUAGUUCCAACCUUGGCAUGAUCAUCACAGGAGUGGAUACUAUGGCUAGCUAUGAAGAAGUUCUGCAUUUGAUACGCUACAGAAACUGGCACACCGUUUCUCUUUUUGACAGAAAGUUCAAAUUGGUUUGUUCUGAGCUGAAUGGGCGCUACGUCAGCAAUGAGUUUAAAGUAGAGGUGAAUGUUAUCCACACAGCUAACCCCAUUGAACAUGCUAAUCACAUAGCUGCACAACCACAGUUUGUACAUCCGGUGCAUCACACAUUUGUUGAUCUUUCUGGUCACAACCUAGCUAACCCUCAUCCAUUUUCAGUUGUUCCAAGUACAGCCACUGUUGUGAUCGUAGUUUGUGUGAGUUUCCUGGUUUUUAUGAUUAUUCUGGGAGUGUUCAGAAUCCGAGCUGCACAUCAGCGAACAAUGCGUGACCAGGAUACUGGAAAGGAAAAUGAGAUGGACUGGGAUGACUCUGCAUUGACCAUCACUGUGAAUCCUAUGGAAACUUAUGAGGAUCAGCACAGCAGUGAAGAAGAGGAGGAGGAAGAGGAAGAAGAAAGCGAAGAUGGAGAAGAGGAUGACAUCACUAGUGCAGAGUCUGAAAGCAGUGAGGAGGAGGAAGGCGAGCAGGAGGAGGACCAACAGAAUGUUAAUAGACAGCAACAGCUGGAAUGGGAUGACUCUACCCUCAGUUAUUGAUUCUAGCUGUUCCCUUUGUCUUUGUUUCUGCUCUAGAAGACUCCACUGUAAUACACUCCAUUGUUCCCAAGGAUUCAUGGUGUUUUAAAAAAAAAAUCAUUCUGGCCAGUAGAUCCAACCAACACACAUCCCAGUGUUUGUGUACUGUCAGCUAGUUCCUGAUGCUGUUUCUAGAGUUGUAGUUAGCACCUCUUUUCCCUCAGCCAUGCCUCAGUGACUGGAUUUUUUUACACUAUGUGAGGAACCACCUUGCACUUUUUCUUCAUGUCAUCUCAGCUAAGUGACUGCAGAUCUGUAGCCAUUGCACAUGAAUUUCUGAACUUUUUUUGCUCUGUGAAACAAUUCCAGCUUUGUUCCUUUUUGUCUUUCUGAAAGAUGCAAAGGUUGCUUGUUGACAAAGGGUAAAGCUGCUCAUUUCAGCCUGUUGAUUUCUUUUAAUUUUUUUCCCAAGUUAGUGCAUGUGUAAAGUGGCAGAAUGAGGUUAAUAUGUAGAAGAUUAACAGACUUUUUAAUAUUUUGUAAAUAUAUUGGAAUUAUGUAAUUAUGUCAUUUGUGGUAGUGAAAACAGGGAUUGGGGUUUAAAACAUGCUAAAGUAAAAAAAAAUCAUGAAGCAUGAAAUAAUACAAGUCUCAUACUACUGCAGCAGGAGCACGGGCACGGUUAUCUAGUGUAGAUGUGUCAGUAAUGCAGUGUCCUUGGCCUUGACUGCCGUGUUCACUCAUGCCCCGCUCUGGUUUUUCUUCUUUUUGUCUCCAAUUUCCUUUAUUUUUGCAGAGGGAACAGACAAGCUUGUGAGAAACUGUAAAGGCUUUUAGGAACUUCUGCAGAGGUUCAACUGCCCUGCCUAACAGUUCGUUGGUUUGUUUUAUAGUUUGUCCUUUUUUUUAAUUUUCCAGUCAAGUUUUAGCAUAAGCACUGUUUAAGUUAUUGGGAGAAGAACACUACGUGGUUGGUGGGCAAAUCAGGCUGUGCUGUGCUGUCACAGCACCUGCUAGCAGCGAGGCUGCCUGUAGUACAGUGAUGGUCUGUUGGUGUUGCUGGCAGGAUGGACUGUUGGUUUAGCUGACUGAUUGUCCCAUUGGGAACUGAAGCCAGAAAGCCUGAGACCUGUGUACCUGCGCACCUUGGCUACCAGUCUACAGAGAUAGGUAUUGAGUUUUUUGGACUGUUCAGUUUUUCUAAUUUGGGAAUGGGAGGGUUUGGGGCAUAGCUGAUACCAUUUCUCUUAACGCACUCCUGCUCAUUCCCUGUAGCUCCUUGUACAGUAACUUGGACUGUUGGUGUAUUUAAGCCUUUGUUUACACUUAGUAAUUGUGUUUUCCUGCUGGUGAAACUAUAGAAUAAAUUAUCCAACCAGAAAACCUUGGGAAUCACAUUAAUACUAUUCCAAGUCAUGGCUGAUUUUGGUUGCUUCUGAUCAAAGUUCGAACUUGGAAUUGCAAAGGACUUUUUUAAAAAGAAACGACUGAAAGGUACGAAAAGUAAGUUAUGACCCCAUGGUGGAGAGUGCUAGUUUAUUUGUAAGGCAGGACUUGUCCGUUUAACUUUGUCCUAUGCAGAGCCUGGAAUAAUGAAUACCUGCUUACUUGAUUUGGGUUUUUUUUUUCAUGUUUGGAGGUGGAUUAAAGAGUAACUUGUUUUGCUUGUAACAGGAAACUAGGACUCCAUUCACUCCUCAGCACGGUAAGCAAAGUUCCAUUUUUUUUUUUGUAUGUAAUCUGCCUGUGUUGUAGAUGCACAGAGCCCAUGUCGUAGCAGGCUCGUUAGUGGCAAACAGCACCCAGCAGGGAAACGUUGCACUGGAUGAGGCUGCUAGAGGAGCAGCGAGCAAGCAAAUGGUGGGAAAGGAGAGGGAGAAAAAGGGUCAUAAUUCAAAAAGAUAAAGAUUGGUCCAAAUGUUUAUAGUUCUGAUUUUCAGAGCAGACCACUUCUCACCUAGCGCGCAUCUUGCCUCCUGAUGUAUGUCAUGGGAUCUAAUGGUGGGUUUUACCUGGGGGUAACAGAUCUGACUCUGUGGAGUGCCUUUUACAAUAAUAGAUGGACCUGGAAGCAGGAGGGAGAACCCACCCGACGAGCUUACUGUUUUUUGUGUUGUUUUUUUUUUUUUUAAUGUAAAAUUUUAGAUUUCUAAAAUGGGGAAAUGGUUUUGACUACUUAUGUGGUAAUAUAACUGCUAGUUUUAAGUUAACGGGGAAACUUUUAACUUAUGUCUGACAGUUGUCCUGUGUUAAUGUGUAGAAGACUUAUCCUUCCAUAUACUGUCACUGUAGCUGCUGUAUUUUAGACUAAAGCUGAUCUUGAGGUAAUGGUAAUACUGAGAGGUUGUAAACGUCCUGAUGCAGUUUGUAGCCACUGUGGGUAUAACUCUGCAGAUGCGUCUAUUGGUAACAGGUCAGUUUGGAAAGUCUGUAAGCUACAAUAAAUUUCUGGUUCUAAA